Messenger RNA from Xylona heveae TC161, 267 nucleotides. RefSeq lists its product as hypothetical. The record is from RefSeq and is a predicted model, not a curated record. The coding region runs from base 1 to 267 and encodes 88 amino acids. The transcript has 2 exons. Lineage: Eukaryota; Fungi; Ascomycota; Xylonomycetes; Xylonales; Xylonaceae.
AUGUCGUCAAACACAUCAGCCACAUCCUCUGGUGCCAGAGCCGGCAAAGAUACCAUGGGCGCAGUCAAGUCUGCCGCUACCAGUCUUCACGGCGCCGGUGAAGCGAUCCGCGGCAACGUCAACCAAGCCGUCGACGAAGCAUUCGGCACUCACCAGCGGGAUUCCAAAAACGAACAGGUUGCCACCGCAGGACUUAACGAGUUGAAGACGGGAAAUAAGGGGCCAACUGCCAGUGGCCACGCUGCGGGUGUUGGGUCCGGUAUAUGA